This is a messenger RNA of Harmonia axyridis, 2512 nucleotides long. RefSeq names its product follistatin (gene Fs). The record is from RefSeq and is a predicted model, not a curated record. Gene Ontology annotation, molecular function: calcium ion binding; collagen binding; protein binding. The transcript has 7 exons. NCBI's taxonomy places the organism in Eukaryota, Metazoa, Arthropoda, Insecta, Coleoptera, Coccinellidae. Gene Ontology annotation, biological process: anatomical structure development. Bases 485 to 1444 code for a protein of 319 amino acids.
UCCGCUAUAGGCGCGCGUUGCAGUCUUGCCUUGCCACAGGUGCACUCACCUGUCGGCUAGCGCUGCCUCACUUGUGCAUUCCCCGCCAGAACUUUUUUUCGGUUCGACUCACGGCAAAACCUGCGGUCGUACUCCACCUCAGUCGAUUUGUGGCAACUUUACCGUCCGGUCUUGGGGGCCGAAUAAACUCAGAUUGAGCAUCACAUGUGUGUCUAUCGGUCCAUGAUCUAACGCUCUGUAAUUCCCAACUAGCGAGAAGUUUCUUACGCUUCCGUGAAUCGGGUUGCGGACGCGUGUUUUGAAAACUUUACCUAUCGGCUUAUUCUUGAUUUUUGUAUUUCUUCUCUGGAUAGCGAGUGUCUGUUGCUCCAAGACUGGUCUGAGAGUACCUUCAUUUUUGAUAACAAACCUCGGAUGAAAUUGCGAUGUGAAUAGGCGGUCCAGGGGCCUCGGCCCGUCAUCUGAAAGAAGAGGGUCGAUCGAAAUGAAUGCUCAUCUUUCCUCCAAACUUCGAUUGUUGUUUGUAUUCCACCUACUGUCAAAAUUUUAUUUUACUGCCGCGGGAACUUGCUGGUCCACGAUGUCAACCACCGGUAGAUGCACUGAAAUACUGUACGAGAAGAGCGACAAAGAGAAUUGUUGUGCUGACCAUUCUGUAUAUACUGCCUGGUCUGCGGACGACCUCGAUUCCGGUAGCCUUUUCUUUUGGAGGGUACUAGGUGGUGGAGUUCCUUGUGUUUCCUGCAAAGAGUCUUGUAAAGACGUGAAAUGCGAUCCUGAUAAGUCAUGUGUGCUAAGAAAAGGUGUACCGAAGUGUGUUUGUUCGUCAAAAUGCAAGGAAGGCAAGCUCAAAUCUAAGGGACCUGUAUGUGGAUCAGACGGUAGAAGUUAUCGUAAUAUUUGUAGACUGAAAAAAAGGGCAUGCCGAAAGAAAUCCCCCUCUCUUAUGGUUGCCUACAGUGGUAUUUGCCAAAAUUCCUGUGAUAGAAUAAACUGUCCGACUGGCAAAAAUUGCGUUCUAGAUCAGAAUUUAAGCCCACAUUGCGUGUACUGCGACUUCAAGUGUCCAACAAGUCCAAAGCGGCGGCAAGUUUGUGGAAUCGAUGGUAAUAGCUAUCCUAGCCCCUGCCAUUUGAAACAGAAGACUUGCAGACAAGGAAGAGCCAUACCUUUAGCGUACAAGGGUCCUUGUAGAGCAAAUGCUUCCUGCAGCAAUGUACAAUGUCGCGAUCAACAAGCCUGUUUGACUGAUUUUAAUACUGGGCUACCUCGAUGUACAACAUGCAAUUUGAACUGUCGUCCAAGGCAAAUGCGUGGUCCCAUUUGUGGAACAAAUAACGUUACUUAUCACUCCUGGUGUCACAUGAUGCAAGACUCUUGCACAAAAGGUGUAGUCGUGGAGACAAAGUACAACGGAAAAUGCGAUGGCGCUUUGAACACUUGAUCAAAAGCUCAUUUUUCUAUAGUUGUUAGGAAAAUUUGAAACCAAAGACUCUCAGAGGAUCUGAAUGGAAUAUCAUCAUGUGUUAAACGAAACAGAAUAGGAAUUUAUACAAUAUUAAAAUAAAUUGCUCUUAACCAAUUUUGAAUAAGUUUUUGGUAGAAAAUUUGUCCGAUUCAAUCUUCGAUUGAUUCUGAAUUAUUCACGACUGAAAUUUAGUAAGUACUCAACAUGAAAAUUCUUGUAACUUAUUAAUAAAAUCGAAAUGUAGCUUUAAAACUUAAGAAAUUGUGAUUAAUGUUGUAUUAAUAUAGAAAAUUGUUAUAUCUAAUUAUUAUGGAAAUCAUCGUUGAAAGGAAAUUAGUGUGAUAGAUAAUAACUUAGAUAAAAAAAUAAACGAAAUUAAAACAAUAUACUAAACAAUAAAAAAAUUAGAAUUUUCUGUAAAAAAUUUUCAAGUUUUUUAAUUAUUCAGAUGUUAUAAAGGUUCAAGCGAUGAAUAAUUUUGUUGAAUAUAGCUCGAGUAUCCAAUGAAGAUUGACAUAAAUUAAUAUCCAAUAAAGAAAUAAAUAUACAUCCUUAAUACCAUCCUAUUCUGAUUAAAAAGUUAUCAAUCCAUUAUAUUCCAAAAAUUAAAUUCCCCGAAAGUGAAGUGUAUGUAAUUUUCUAUUUAUUUUAGUAUUAUAUUACUCAUGAUGUCACAUUUUCAACGUUAGACAAUUUGGAAUAAAAUUAUAAAUUUUCAAAAUACAGAGAUGCAAGGAGCUAAUUUUUUGUUCACCUAUUUUGAAUUUAACGAUAAAUGUUGGCAAGAACGUUUAUGUGAAAUCUAUUAAUUUAUAUCUGAUUAGGACAUUUCAUAUGUUUGUUUACUCAUUGUUCAAAUAUCCUAUUGAUUUGUUGCCUUUUAUGUACAGUAUUGAUUAUAUUCUGCUAUUUUUGUAUUGUUAAGUAUAAGAAGUUCAUAUUAUUCAUCUUGAUUAGACUGGCUAAAUUAUUGAAUAUAUAUAUUUAUUAUUAUGAAUUGUCUAGGUUUAAUAAAAACUGCUACAAAAUUACAAAGAUUUUUCA